Drosophila takahashii is the source of this 1078-nucleotide messenger RNA. RefSeq names its product chronophin. Lineage: Eukaryota; Metazoa; Arthropoda; Insecta; Diptera; Drosophilidae. The record is from RefSeq and is a predicted model, not a curated record. Gene Ontology annotation, molecular function: phosphatase activity.
CUAAAUUAACUCAAAAUUGCAUAAUGCUCAAGCGCAGUGUGAGCCAUUUGGAUAAGAUGGCCAAAUCGCAGGUGGCCGAAUGGCUAAGCGGGAUCGAGACCAUUAUCUGCAGCACGGACGGGGUUUUGUGGCAGGAGAACCAGCCCAUCGAGGGAGCCGUGGAGGCCUUUAAUGCCAUCAGAGCCAAAGGAAAACGCAGUCUAAUAGUAACCAAUUCCUGUUGCCUAACAAAGUCGGAUUUGUUCCAAAAGACCAAGGAUCUGGGCUUCAAGGUCAAGGAGCAGGACGUUUUCAGUUCGGCGGCUUCCAUAUCGAAUUACCUUAUCGAAAGGAAGUUCAAUAAGAAGGUGCUCGUUCUGGGCGGCGAAGGCAUCUGCAGGGAUCUCACAAGUGCCGGCUUCUGCUCGGCUGUCAAUCAUAAAAGACCCCAUGGCGACGGAAGAAUGGAUUGGGUCAGGUCCAUGGUUCUCGACCCGGAUGUGGGGGCUGUUCUGGUGACAAGAGAGGACGGCAUGGAGACGAACCAGUUGCUUGUGGCCUGCAACUAUCUGCAGAAUCCCAAGGUCCUUUUCCUGGCCACCAGCACGGAUGCAUUCCAGACCCUCGGCAACAAGCGAGUUCCGGACGCGGGCACCAUAGUAGCUGCCAUCGAAAUAAUAGUUCAACGCAAGCCGACCGUCUUGGGCAAACCGAAUCCUCGCAUUUUGGGCAAGCUGUUGGAGUCUGGCGAAAUCAAGCCGGAUAAGACGCUUAUGAUAGGAAACUCGCUGAAGUCAGACAUUCUAUUUGCCAAUAUCUGUGGUUUUCAAUCCUUACUAGUCGGCUGCGAAAAUGGAGUUCUUGAAGAAGCUGAAAAAAUUAAAAAAGAGGGAGAUGAAAAGAAGAUGAAUCUCGUUCCAGAUACUUUUUUGGCAAGCUUCGGAUCUUUCUUGGAGUUUUUGUGCACCGAAGUAAAGUCGGGCAAGGAUAAAGACAAGAAAGCCCAAGAAUCCAAGAGCGGUCAGGUCGAACAAAAAAUAAAGUGAUUUAGAUAAUUUUCCAAAUUGGAAUAAAAGUUUACUAAGAUCUUUUAUAGAUA